UCUUGCCUCAAAGUGACUGGAAGAGAGAACAUUAAGGUGUUACUCAUUGGUGGUGCCCGCCCCCCAUCUAUCUGUGGCCCUCACAGUCUGGAGCUGCCUAACCCAACAUUAACUUUGUUUGAGUUUUCUCUCAUUGUGGACAAAAGUCUUUUUUAAAAUCUCACCGUUUUUUUGAGCCGUUUUGGAAGAGUGUCGCAUCAUGAAGAUGAAAAAGAAAGCCAGUGACACAUCAGGAGUCACGCUCAAUCGUUUUGCUCAAGAGGCCCCACCAACCGGGAGCUCCAAGAAUGGAUAUGUGUUCCGGGAAAUGGAGCUGCGCGAUGGAGAAAAAGAAGAGAAAAAAGGCCCCAUCCAUGACAACGAGAGCCAACUCAGCAUGUCAGAUGAAGAAGUUCCAGGGUUUAGCCUUUUAAACACAACAAGAAAGUAUGUGAAGCCAAUGGACUUUUGCGAGGAGGUGCGCGCCCACAGAGAUGUGGACACUUUCCUGGCCCAGGCAAGCAUCCUACUGGAUGAGGGAGCAACCACUUUGGACGGCGUCCUGAGGCAGAUGCUGAGCAGCAUGGUGGAGGAUGGCUGCACAGGCUGCGACGUGAACCAGGUCCUGGACUUACUGUUCACAGAUGCGGGAGGGAAGGAGAUGGAUGUUCACCUGCUGUCAGAAACCAUUCAGGGGGUGACCGUGACAUCAACAGGCAUUCAUUACCAGCAAUCAUGGCUUUGUAUUCUAUGCAGUGUGAGUGGCCUGCAGAGACGCCACGUUUGCAUCGCACGGCUGGAGAGGCCGCAGAAUUGGGGGGUCAACUGCUGCGAGGCGCGCUAUGUCAUCCUGAUCCUAGCUCCACCCAGAACCAAAAGUACCAAGUCAGCCAUUGAAGUCGGACGAACAUUCGCCACCAUGUUCUCGGACAUUUCCUUCAGACAGAAGCUUCUGGAGAAGAAAACCCUGGAGGAGUUCAAACAAGAGCUGAUCCGGCAGCGACAGCAACUCUCUGCGAUCAGAGACAAGGUGGCUGUCGACGAAGUGGAUGACUUUGAUCCACGGAGAGGCAAAGAACUCAAGUGUAAAGAUUUCUUCAAAGCCGGUAAAGGUGUUUAUGAUGACCUUCGCCGCCGCCUACCGCUCUACCCUUCUGACUUCACAGAUGGUAUAAUCGGGAAGGACCGCUCUUUGCUGAAGUACACCACUACGGCUAUUUUCCUUUACAUCGCUAUUCUGCUGCCAGCCAUCGCCUUUGGUUCUCUCAACGACGAAAGCACAAGAGGGGAAAUAGAUGUUCAGAAGACCAUUGUCGGCCAGAGCAUCGGAGGCGUGAUCUACUCCCUGUUUGCCGGUUCGCCACUCGUCAUUCCACUGACCACUGCCCCUUUGGCCAUCUUCAUAAGUGUUAUCCGGGGCAUCUGUGAUGACUACAAGCUGGACUUUGACGCCUUCUACGCUUGCAUCGGCCUGUGGAACAGUUUGUUCCUGAUCCUAGGGGGGUUUUUCAACGUCAGCCUGCUGAUGAAGCUCUUCAAACGCUCCACAGAGGAAGUCAUUGCGUUGUUCAUCUCCAUCGCAUUUGUUGGGGAUGCAGUGAAAGGCACGGUUAAAAUUUUCAAACACUUCUUCCAUGAACCCACGCUGGCAACUCAAAACAGCACAGUAGUCCUUCACCAGAUCACAGAGGUUCUGGAGAAGAUGAAUAACCAGACGCCGGGCCUUCACAAUGCCAACGGGGCCCUGACAGUGGACCACGCUGAGGGGCACGUCUCCGUCUUCCUGCCCAAGUCGCUGGUGAUUUGCUCCAGAGAGAUCCCCAUCCUGUGCCUGCUGCUCAUGCUGGGCACCUUGUGGCUGGGCUACGCCCUCUAUCUUGUCAAGAGAAGCCCAUAUAUGAACGGCAAAGUCAGAGAAGUCGUGUCCGACUGCGCCCUGCCAAUCUCCGUGCUGGUUUUCUCCUUCAUUGGCUCCUACCUCUUCCUUGACAUACAAAUCCCCGUGUUCAGCGUCCACAACGGGCCCGUCUUCACCUACCCUCCCUUCGACAAGUUGUCGGGCCUGAACACCCUGAGUGCCGUGGGCCUCGGCUUUCUUCUUGCCCUGCUCAUCUUCAUCGACCAGAACAUCGUCAUUUCGCUCACACACGUACCGGAGCACAAACUGCUCAAAGGCACAACAUUCCAUUGGGACUUAGUGCUGACCGGACUCAUCAACAUCCUCAUGUCCUGUCUGGGGUUGCCAUGGAUGCAUGCCGCCUUCCCACAUUCUUCACUGCACGCCCGUCAGCUGGCCAAAAUGGAACAACAUGUGGAGAACGGCCACGUCUACACCACUAUCAUCAGCGUAAAGGAAACGCGUCUGACCUCGCUGGUCGCCAACAUCCUGAUCGGCCUGUCCGCCUUCAUGCUUCCCAUUCCUCUCCAGUGGAUUCCCAAGCCUGUCCUCUACGGGCUCUUCCUCUACAUCGCUGCUACGUCACUAGACGGCAACCAGAUGGUGGACCGCAUGGCUCUGCUGCUGAAGGAACAGACGUCCUAUCCUCCCACCCACUACAUCCGCCGUGUGCCCCAGAGGAAAGUGCACUACUUCACCGGGCUGCAGAUGAUCCAGCUCAUCAUCCUGUGUGCCUUUGGCAUGUAUCCUCUGCCCUACAUGAAGAUGGUCUUCCCCCUACUGAUGAUCUUGCUCGUCCCUGUCAGGACCAGCUUACUUCCGAGAAUUAUUGACGCCAAGUAUCUGGACAUCAUGGACUCGCAGCACAUGUAAAACAAGAGAACAUUAAAAAAAAUAUUAUAUAUAUACACACACACACACACAC
Molecule: messenger RNA, 2801 nt
Organism: Hippocampus comes (tiger tail seahorse)
Lineage: Eukaryota; Metazoa; Chordata; Actinopteri; Syngnathiformes; Syngnathidae
Product: sodium bicarbonate transporter-like protein 11
Exons: 20
Coding region: 200-2749 (849 amino acids)
Biological process (GO): transmembrane transport; monoatomic anion transport; monoatomic ion homeostasis
Cellular component (GO): plasma membrane; basolateral plasma membrane
Molecular function (GO): solute:inorganic anion antiporter activity
Source: RefSeq, a predicted model, not a curated record